AAGUCAUUGAAUACCUGCAGUGUCGUUGGAGGAUAGACGUGUAGCAACAAUGGCAGCUCCCAGUAGGAAACAGACUUUAAAAUUUUUGAGCCAGUUGGGAGCGUUUAUUUUAACACGGUUCGGAUUUUGGAACUGCUUCAGCAUGCUAAUGCUGUUUGCUGAACGAGCGGACUCUAAAAGGAAGCCUGACAUCCACGUACCGUACCUGUAUGUGGACAUGGGGGCUGCGGUGCUCUGUGCCAGUUUCAUGUCAUUUGGAGUGAAGAGGAGGUGGUUUGCAAUGGCUGCUGCCGUACAACUGGCCCUGAGCACGUACGCGUCGUAUGUUGGAGAGCAGGUGUACUACGGGGACUGGCUUAAGGUACGCAUGUAUUCCAGAGCGCUGGCCAUCAUCGGAGGCUUCCUGGUUCUGGCCAGUGGGGCGGGGGAGGUGUACCGACAGAAACCUCGCAGCAGAUCCCUGCAGUCUACUGGACAAGUCUUCCUGGGAGUCUACCUCAUCUGCAUGGUGUACUCCUUACAGCACAGCAAAGAGGACCGGCAGGCGUAUCUGAACCACAUCAUAGGAGGGGAGAUCACCCUGAUGCUGCUGGAGGUGCUGUUCGGGGUGCUGGCUCUGGCCUUCCUCUCUGGCUGCUACAUCCGCCUGGCCGCUCAGAUCCUGGCCACCGUCCUGCCUCUGGUGAUCCUGCUCAUUGACGGCAACCUGGGCUACUGGCACAACAAUCGCAAGGUGGAGUUCUGGAACCAGAUGAAGCUGAUAGGACACAAUGUGGGCAUCUUCGGCGCUGUGCUGAUCCUGGCUACCGACGGUUGAACCCUCGGGCUCUCGGGGACAAGUUUUACACGGCGAGGUGUCCGCUCAGGUGGAGAUUGUUGGCCUUCACGUCACAGCAUGACUUCGUACUCAGAGCUGCCGUCGCUCAGUGACCUCUCAGGAUUCAGACACUCAAAGCUGAGACUGUUGGAUGUAUGCAGCAUCGAUUACCUUUGCCUACCUGUUGCUAACUUUGCUUUUACGAGAAAAAGAUAAAAACUGAGCUUCCUUUUUCGCGGUUUUAUAAUUUAUUCAGAUUCAUGUUUACACUUUUGUCUCUUUUACGCUCUGAAACACAACACUGAGUAUUCGUACUGUAUAUCUUCAGAGAAAAUAUCUUUUAUUCCAAAAGAAUUUAGUCUUAAAAGGUUCAAUAAUGUUUUACAGUAUAUGGUUCAAAUAUUUUACUAUGAAAGGGAAGUUUAGAAUUUAACUUCUGUGGUAAUGUCCAUGAAAUGGGAGGGCUACGCUUACGGCCAUUUAGUAAUAAACACUUGUGUUGCUUUGUAUUGAGGUUUCAUAAGAAUUUCAUGGUAUUGAAUAAGCACAGCUUUUUUUAUUAUCUUCUGUAAAUAUUGUUCGCAUUUUGUAUGAAAUUAUUUCAUUUAGGUGCACGAAUGUGCACAAAAUGCUGAAGAUUGUCCAUGUUUAAGUAUUUUGACCAUUAAAAUUGAUUAAUUUCACUGAA
Messenger RNA from Scatophagus argus, 1505 nucleotides. It is a transcript of the gene tmem101, whose product is annotated as transmembrane protein 101. The coding region runs from base 50 to 817 and encodes 255 amino acids. NCBI's taxonomy places the organism in Eukaryota, Metazoa, Chordata, Actinopteri, Scatophagidae. The record is from RefSeq and is a predicted model, not a curated record. The transcript is spliced from 4 exons. Gene Ontology annotation, biological process: positive regulation of canonical NF-kappaB signal transduction.